AAGUAGAAAACAAUGAAAUAUUACGACAAACUACAACAACAAUAAUGCCAGAAAUUGAAUCAAUGAAUUUAAUCAAUCGUACUAAUGAUAUUUCUGAUGAUUCUGGAAUUUCAAUCACAACAACAACAACAACAACAACAAUGGAACCUCCAACAACAGAAUUUAUAAUCGAAAAUAAACGUGAAAAAAUAAAUAAUUCAACAGCAACAAUCAAUAUUGUACCAGCUAAUGUUUUAAUCAAUAGUACAAUCAAUAAUCGAUUGAUGAUGAAUCAAACAAAUAAUUUUAAAAUAUUCUGCACAUAUGAUGCAUAUCGAUCGAUUCCAUUUGCUGAUUAUGAUAAUGAUGGUGAUAAUAAUAGUGACAAGAAUAAGAAUAAUGAUAAAGGUCGAUAUUUUGAUAUUGAUCAAUUGGAAAAGAAUUCAAUGUUUUUAAAAUAUUGUACACAUUUAAUCUAUGCAUUUGCCAAUAUUGAUUUAAAUGGUGAACUAUAUACUGGAUUGAAUGCAAUACAACAGGAUAGUGAACGUAAUCGUGAAUACAAUCAAGAAUGUUUAUUACGAUUGCAGAAACUUAAAAGAAAUAAUCCACAUUUAAAGCUAUUAGUGGCUGUUGGUGGCUGGGAUACACCGCCGCAAUUGUUUUCGUUGAUGGUUGCCACCGGCAAACUUCGUGAUCAUCUUAGUACGAAUAUUUAUAAAUUUGUACAUGAAAAUGGUUUCGAUGGUGCCAUCAUUGCAUGGUUCUAUCCAGUUUAUGGUAGUAAAUCAUCAAUGGAUUCACGUUCAACACGUGCAACAUACAGUAGCCAUAGCAUGUUUCAAUUUGAUGAUAAACAAAAUCUAAUUAAAUUUGUACGAUCAAUGAGAAAAAAAUUCGAUUCGAUUCGUAGACGAAAUCAACCACAUCGUUUGGAGCUAGGAUUAAUGGUGCCGCCAUUUCAAGAAUUUAUUGAUCGUGGUUAUGAUGCCAAAAAAUUAGCUGAGUCAGUGGAUCAUUUGAUAUUGAUGACAUAUGAUUAUUAUGGAUCCUGGGAGAAUCAUGUACAUCAUUUUUCACCACUAUAUGCACAGAAUAAUAAUACAUUUGAUGAAAGAAAUAGUAAAUUUAAUAUUAAUUAUACCGUCAACUAUUGGAUCAAUGGAAAACAAGCGCCAAGAAAUCAAACGAUGAUUGGUGUUGCAUUUUAUGGACGUAGUUUUACAUUGGCCAAUCAAUUGAAUGCUAAAAUUGGUUCAUUAUCGAUCGGACCUGGUUUAGCUGGACCGAUAACCAAUCGUCCGGGAUUACUUUCAUUCAAUGAGCUUUGUGAAUUAUAUUUAGGAAAUCAAAACGUUCGAUUAAGUGAAGAUGAAUAUCGUAUAACAGCAAAUCUACAAUUACAUGAUCAAUGGGUCGGUUUUGAUGAUGAAUUAAGUCUUUAUUUGAAAACAAAAUAUGCACUUGGCAAUCAUUUAUCCGGUAUAUUUAUUUGGUCAAUCAAUUAUGAUGAUUAUAGAAAUCGUUGUGGUUGGGGACAAUUUCCAUUAUUGAAAGCGGUGAACAAAGCUGUUGAACAUUGUACAUUAUGGAAACAAUGUUCACCAUAUAUAAUAAGAAAUAGUAAUUCACAAAUAGCUCAAAACUCAUCAUCAUCAUCAUCAUCAUCAUCAUUAGCCUUAACGACGACGAGAAGAAGAAAAAGAUGAGCCAUUUCUACACCAGAAAAAAAGGCAUUUUUCCGCACACACACACACGAAUCUAUUUAAUGGGAUCGAACAUUUGUGUCUAUUGGCAUGGCUUAUUGUUUGGUUCGAAAAGAAAAAACCAAAAAAAAUUUUCAUUUUCGAAAAAAAAAAAAUUUUUUCUCCUUAUACACUCGU
Molecule: messenger RNA, 1862 nt
Organism: Dermatophagoides farinae (American house dust mite)
Lineage: Eukaryota; Metazoa; Arthropoda; Arachnida; Sarcoptiformes; Pyroglyphidae
Source: RefSeq, a predicted model, not a curated record